UAAGCCUCUUAACGUUAGUAAUUUAUAUAUAUCAUAAAAGAAACCUGUAAAGGAUCUUUCAUUUCCACUAGUAUAUCUAUACAUAUACAUAAAUGGCAAUGGAGUGCAUCGCAACUCUCCCUCAAAGAUUCAAUGAAAACAAAACCAAAGAGGAUCCUUCUAACUUCGAUGCAAAUCUCCUGAAUCAGCAGUCAAACCACAUACCUCAACAGUUCGUAUGGCCUGACCACGAGAAACCUACCGAUGAUGUUCAACCUCUCCAAGUCCCUCUAAUAGACCUCGCUGGUUUCCUCUCCGGCGACUCGGUCUUGGUCUCGGAGGCUACUAGACUCGUCUCUGAGGCAUCAAAGAAACAUGGCUUCUUCCUAGUCACUAACCAUGGCAUUGAUGAGACUCUCUUGUCUCGUGCCUAUCUGUUUAUGGACUCUUUCUUUAAGGCUCCGGCUUGUGAGAAACAGAAGGCUCAGAGGACGUGGGGCCAGAGCUCUGGUUACGCUAGUAGCUUUGUCGAGAGAUUCUCCUCCAAGCUCCCGUGGAAGGAAACGCUGUCGUUUAAGUUCUCUCCCGUGGAGAAGUGCCAUUCCCAAACCGUUAAAGACUUUGUGUCUGAGAAAAUGGGAUAUGGAUACGAAGAGUUAGGGAAGGUAUAUCAAGAAUACGCGGAGGCCAUGAACAUUCUGUCACUAAAGAUCAUGGAGCUUCUUGGAAUGAGUCUUGGGAUCGAGAGAAGACAUUUUAGAGAGUUUUUCGAAGACAACGAGUCGAUAUUAAGGUUGAAUUACUACCCACAAUGCAAGCAACCGGAUCUUGCAUUAGGGACAGGACCUCACUGCGAUCCAACAUCGCUAACCAUACUUCAUCAAGACCAAGUCGGUGGUCUUCAAGUUUUCGUGGACAACAAAUGGCAAUCCAUUCCUCCAAACCCUAAAGCAGUCGUGGUGAACAUAGGCGACACUUUCAUGGCUCUAACGAAUGGAAGGUACAAGAGUUGUUUGCAUCGUGCGGUGGUGAAUAGCGAGAGUGAAAGGAAGUCAUUUGCAUUUUUCCUAUGUCCUAAAGGAGAUAAAGUGCUAAAGCCACCAGAAGAACUAGCAGGAGUGAUCUCUGAAAGAGAGUAUCCAGAUUUUACAUGGUCUAUGUUUCUUGAGUUCACACAAGAACAUUAUAGAGCAGACAUGAACACUCUUGAAGAGUUUUCAAAUUGGCUUAAGAACAGCAGAAGUUUCUAAAAAUGAGGAGGCAAUGAUGUGGCCCAGAAGUUGACUUGUAGUUGGAGAACUUCCAUAUGGGGUUUUAAAGAAACAAGUGAGAUGAGAUGUUCAAAACUAGUUGAGGAGCCUUUUUAUUUUUGUUGUAUCAAUUAUUUUGUUUUGGUGAAAGAUAAAUUUAGCAAAUAAAUAU
Molecule: messenger RNA, 1401 nt
Organism: Brassica oleracea var. oleracea
Lineage: Eukaryota; Viridiplantae; Streptophyta; Magnoliopsida; Brassicales; Brassicaceae
Product: gibberellin 20 oxidase 3-like
Exons: 3
Coding region: 93-1229 (378 amino acids)
Biological process (GO): response to light stimulus; gibberellin biosynthetic process; flower development
Molecular function (GO): gibberellin 20-oxidase activity
Source: RefSeq, a predicted model, not a curated record